AUGCAUCCUCCACCUAUGCCCCGACCACACAGCGACAGGUCUUCGCACACUGUCUCGAAAUGGACCACGCCCAUCCCUCAAUGUUCACUCCCCCGGUUCGUGUUUGGCUCCCCUCGACGCUCCCUGAGUAGCCGAAAGAUCCUCAUCGAUGCCGACUCCCCGGAUACGAGAGCUUUGUCGCUGGCCCAAUACCGACUCCUCUCUGCUCGUGUAGCAGUGGGUUUGCAGAAACUGGGCGUCAACCCGAAAGAUCGCGUGUUAUGCGUGACCUCCAAUGCCCUCUGCUAUCCCGCACUCCUCAUGGGCACUGUGAUGGCCGGGUGUAUCUUCGCGUCUGGACAACCUGCUCUCAACCAGGCCGAAUUCCAUCGUUUGAUAUCCUUCUCACAACCUUCGGUGAUUUUUGCCAGCCGUGCCACCCUUCCAGUUGCCCUGCAAGCCGCGCGCUUGGCCAAUCAUCCUGAUAACCGAAUUUUUGUCUUUGACGAUGACAUCCUAGACGGCUGUGGCGAGCCGGAAGGCCCGAUUCAGCACUGGCAGACGAUGGUGGCGUCCGAAUGGGAGGGGUCGCGGUUUUGGUACCCCACUGUCAUUUCUUCGCAAGAGUAUAACAGCACAAUAAUGCUCCUUUUCACUUCCGGCACUACUGGUGAGCCCAAGGGUGUAGAACUGUCACAUCGCAACUACAUUGCGGCAGCGAUGGGAUACAUCCGGCGAAUCUCCUCGCAUCCAGCUUGGAAAUAUAACCCUCGCCUUGGAGGCCCUGAAAACGUGCGCGUGUUGGGUUCCCUUGCAAUCAAUCACAGUGUUGGGCAGCGGUCAUAUUGCGCCAUCUUUCCCAGGAUGGGUGUUCCGCUGUAUUUAAUGCGACGCAAUGACUUUCGGAGCAUCUGCGAGGCAGUUGAGCGGUUCCAGAUCACAGAUGCAAUCAUUCGAAGCUCUGUUCUGACCUCCAUGGCGAAGAAUGCCCCCAUCUGUCGAGAAUACGAUUUGACAUGUCUCCGACGUGUCGAGGCGUGUGCUGCGCCGAUGAGCCAGUUCACGAAGUUCAAGCUGGAAAGUAUGGGAAUCGGAUACGUUGCCCGUGCCUGGGGGCUUACAGAAACGGGAACUAUCACUGGGCCCGAUCCCCUGCGCCCGCCCAAGUCCGAGACGGUCGGGCAACUGAACGCCACGUACGAAGGGAAAGUAACUGAUUCCAGUGACUAUUCUCGGACAUUGAAGACAGGUGAGGUUGGCGACAUCUGGAUCCGCACGCCAGGAUCAACUCGAGGAUACUGGAACAAUCCCGCCGCGACGGAGCAAGUGAUGGGAGCAGGCGGUUGGAUCAGCACAGGAGAUGUAGGAUACGUCGAUGACGAAGGCAAUUGGUAUAUUGUGGACCGUAAAAAGGAUUUGAUCAAGGUUAACGGAAGCCAUGUAUCUCCGGUCGAGAUUGAGUCUGUCCUACUACAGCACCCGCAUGUCUGUGAUGUUGGGGUUAUCGGAGUCGCAGUAAACGAGGACGAGGGCCCCCGGGCCUAUAUCCAGACCUACCCCAAGACCUCGGUGUCCGCCGAGGAGAUCCAUGAGCUCAUCUCGGAGAAGCUCCCUCCAUACAAGCGUCUGUCAGGCGGUCUCUCGUUCAUUGAGAAAAUUCCACGGAACGCGUCCGGCAAGGUGUUGCGCAGUGAGCUUCGGCAAGUAGCCAUCUCGGAGCUGGGAGACUAUUUAGGAAACUACCACGGCACGUCCGCUUCCAGUUCCGAAGAGGGAGUUCACCUCUAG
Molecule: messenger RNA, 1767 nt
Organism: Aspergillus tubingensis
Lineage: Eukaryota; Fungi; Ascomycota; Eurotiomycetes; Eurotiales; Aspergillaceae
Product: acetyl-CoA synthetase-like protein
Exons: 5
Coding region: 1-1767 (588 amino acids)
Biological process (GO): secondary metabolic process
Molecular function (GO): CoA-ligase activity
Source: RefSeq, a predicted model, not a curated record